Messenger RNA from Lactuca sativa (garden lettuce), 1097 nucleotides. RefSeq lists its product as uncharacterized. The record is from RefSeq and is a predicted model, not a curated record. NCBI's taxonomy places the organism in Eukaryota, Viridiplantae, Streptophyta, Magnoliopsida, Asterales, Asteraceae.
GUUUGGCCAAUAUAAAUACUCAAUACCCAUUUUCAAAAUCAUUAACCUUCUAUAAUAUUUUCAGUUGCAAAAGCCUUCUACUCCUACAAGGAAUUAAGAUGAUGGGUUAUUGGUUAGCUGAGAAUAACACAGAAGCCUACCUCAAAUCCAUGAAAAUGGGUAAGAUGGUGAAUGAAGCGGAUGUAGCAGAUUUCAUUUCAGCAAUUGCAGCCGGAAACAAUGCUCAACUCAUGGUGGUUGUAGGUGGUGCCACCUCCAGGUCCACCACUUUAGGCCUUUUGGCGGCGGCUGACCAAACCGGUGGGCAUGUGAUUAGCAUCUGUUCAGGAAAAGAGGAUUUGCAGUCCUCCAAAGAAUCCCUUGGGCCAGAUGCGAGACGAGUUGGGUUUAUUGUUGGGGAUGCGGAAACACUGUUGCUAAAUAACUACAGGGACGCUGAUCUUGUGGUUAUCGACUGCAAUCUUAAGAAUCAUGAACGGAUUUUAGGAGCAAUACAAGGGAAUGGGAGGGAAAAGGGUACAAUUGUGUUGGGAUAUAACGCAUUUUGGAAGGAUUCAUGGCAGUGGAGCAGAUCAAAUAGUCACUUGGUGCCCAUCGGAGAAGGGUUGUUGUUGAUGAGAAUCGCCGGAAAAUCUGGGAAUAGUGGUGGUGGUGGUGGUAAGCAUACCCGCAAUGGCAGCUAUGGUGGAAGCAAGAAAGGCCAUUGGGUUGUUAAAGUAGAUAAUUGCACAGGCGAAGAGCAUGUUUUUCGAGUCAGAUCGUAGUUGUCAAAGCUUACACUUUUGGCGUCUCGUGAUUCUGAUUCUUGAAUUUUCAAAGGUCAAAUUUGUUAGGGGGAGUUGAUUCUUAAAUGUAUAUAACAACUAAUGGGGUGUUUGUCUUUCUGGGUGACUUGGAAGAUUAUGUUUUCUAGAACUAAGAUACAGUUUUUUAAUGUUCUGUUGUACCUCAAAUUCGUUUUCGAAUGAGAUAGGAUGGUAAGAUGAAAACCAACUAUUUCAUUUGUAUUCAUUUGUACCAUUUAGCAUUCAUAAUGCAUGUUUGGAUUAAAAUAUUAAAUAAAAGAAAUUGGCAUUAAUAUAGCUCAAUCAAAUUAA